AUGACGUUGACGGGAUGGAGGCUGCUUUUGAACAGAGUUUUGUUCGUACCCCAGCGGUAUAUCCUGGGUCUUUUGGGUCUCUUUGCACUCGCAAAUGCAUUCACAAUGCGCGUAUGCUUGAGCAUGACAAUCACCCAAAUGGUGGUCCAUGCGGCGCCAUCUGAACAUAUCAUAGGUGAAACGUGCCCAGACGAUAACGAUUUAGUUAAUGAAACCUUAACAACAAAUGUUUCGAGCAUAUUGCCACCUGUAAGUAUGGUGUUUGGUGUUGGUCGGCAUCGUUAUGAUUGGGACGAAAAAACACAAGGGUUUCUUUUGAGCGCCUUCUAUUAUGGCUAUGUUCUAACUCAUUUACCUGGUGGCCGUUUGGCUGAGAAAUUUGGAGGCAAAUGGACGAUUGGUAUCAGUCUUUUGAUUACUUCUGUAGCUACUGUGGUAACUCCUUGGGCAGUGAGCGUAGGGGGUGCUCUGGGACUCUUCAUAAUAAGAGUAAUAGAAGGUGCUGGUGAAGGUCCCGUUACACCUGGUUUUGUACUCUUAUUGGCAAGAUGGGUUCCUCCUGCAGAAAGAUCACGAUUUGGCGCUAUGAUAUUUGGUGGAGCUCAGAUUGGUAAUAUCUUGGGCCCAUACAUAUCUGGUUUACUACUGGCUGACGGAGGUGACUGGGCCAACGUUUUUUACGUAUUUGGAGGCCUUGGUAUUAUAUGGUUUUUAUUUUGGGUGCUUCUUUGUUACAAUACUCCCAAUUCGCAUCCUUUUAUAUCGGAUCAAGAGCGCAAAUAUUUGAACGAAAACAUUGUAGCAUCCGGUCUCCACAAGAAAUUGGACCCCGUCCCUUUCAAAGCAUUGCUUCGAUCUGCUCCUCUUUGGUCUCUCGUUUUUGCAGCUGUAGGUCACGAUUGGGGCUACUUCACAAUGAUAACAGAUCUGCCAAAGUACUUCUCUGGAGUUCUUAAAUUUAAUAUCAAAGACACAGGACUCAUGUCAUCACUUCCAUAUAUCGCUAUGUACAUUUGCUCGUUUAUGUUUGCCUCAUUUUGUGAUAUUUGCAUCAAAAAGAAAUGGCACAGUAUUACAACAGGAAGAAAAAUAUAUACUACAGUUUCGUCAUCCUUGCCGGCCUUAUUUAUUAUUCUGGCCUCGUACUCUGGAUGCGACCGUCUUCAAGCUGUGGGCUUAUUUGUGGCGUCGAUGGCUUUCAUGGGAGGUUUCUAUAGUAGCGUGAAGAUUAAUGCAAUGGACAUCGCUCCAAAUUAUGCGGGUACCUGCUCGGCUAUGGUGAAUGGGUUGGCCGCUGUGUCUGGUAUCACUACGCCGUAUCUGAUCGGAUUGUUAACUCCGGAUCAAACAAUAGGACAAUGGAGGAUUGCAUUUUGGACUGUAUUCGCUGUGUUAGUUGGCACUAACAUUAUUUACCUGAUAUGGGGAUCUGGUGAACAACAGUGGUGGGACGAUGUAGAUAAGUACGGGUAUCCGCCAGAUUGGAAGCAUGGACCCUUCAAGAAAAGGCAAGAAGACACAGAGAAGAAAGUUGUCCACCCGAAACACGACCACUCGCCAAUAUCUGAUGAUUAA
Messenger RNA from Zerene cesonia (dogface butterfly), 1575 nucleotides. Its product is annotated as putative inorganic phosphate cotransporter. The coding region runs from base 1 to 1575 and encodes 524 amino acids. Lineage: Eukaryota; Metazoa; Arthropoda; Insecta; Lepidoptera; Pieridae. The transcript is spliced from 8 exons. Gene Ontology annotation, molecular function: transmembrane transporter activity. The record is from RefSeq and is a predicted model, not a curated record. Gene Ontology annotation, biological process: transmembrane transport; monoatomic anion transport.